AUGAACGUGGUGCGCGAGAUCAGCCGCAUCAAUCAAACCGAACUCGACAUUGCCAUCAAGAACCCUUCCGCUUCGUGGCACCAACAGUACAGCGACUCGGCGUACAUCUUUAUCGGUGGUCUCCCCUACGAUCUCACCGAAGGCGAUGUCAUAACUAUUUUCUCGCAGUACGGGGAGGUGGUAGAUGUCAACCUGCCCCGUGCUAAUAACCCCAAUUCGAGCGACAAGGGUGAUGGUGCUGCGUCUUCUUCUCAACAGCAACAGCAGCAGCAGUCGAAACCCGUGGGCAAGGGCAAGCAUCGAGGAUUCGGCUUUCUGAUGUACGAAGAUCAGAGGUCGACCGUGUUAGCGGUGGACAACUUGAAUGGAGCACAGGUGCUGGGCAGGACGCUGAGGGUCGAUCAUGUGGCGAGCUACAAGCAGCCCAAAGUGACGGAUGAAGAGGGGCAUAGGGUCGAUGCUGAUGUCAAGAGCUUCAAUGCUGCUCCGACUGAAAUGGGGUUAGGAGGUCGAGAUGCAGCAGACGACGACGAUGAAAAUGAUGCAGACUUGGAAGAUCCUAUGUCGUCCUACUUCCAACAGCGCAAGCGCGAGGACAAGGGCAGAUCCAAACAUACAGACCACUUGGACGAGCAUGAACGAGAGGAGAAACGGCGCAGAAAGGAGGAACGCGCAAGGAUUCGAGCCGAGAGAGAAGAGAGGCGCAAACACUCAAAGGGCGAAAUCACCUCGUCUUCUGAUCGACAUCGACGCAGUACCAGCCAUCGUGAUGAUGAUAGAGAUCACGACCAAGACCGCAAACGCCAUCGAUCGCACCGGCAUCGUCAUGAACGCGAUGACGAGGACCAAGACAAGGGCGUCAACCGCUACGAACAGAUGAAAAAGUCCCGCAGCGUGCUGGAUACGGACAGGUCGGAUAGAUACACCUCAUCUCGCCCACGUUCACGUUCGCAUACGCCACCACCAGCGCUUUCCUCUCGCCAUGGAUCAGAACUUGACAGCCGAGGUGAUGAUGGUCGUCGCGAUGUGGACGAACGUUCAAGGCGCGACAGCUACGCUCUGUCUUCUUCGCAUCAUCGCAGCAAUUACGCUCGACGCCGGUCUCGGUCCCCCGCUCUGUGA
Molecule: messenger RNA, 1122 nt
Organism: Sporisorium graminicola
Lineage: Eukaryota; Fungi; Basidiomycota; Ustilaginomycetes; Ustilaginales; Ustilaginaceae
Exons: 1
Coding region: 1-1122 (373 amino acids)
Biological process (GO): mRNA splicing, via spliceosome
Cellular component (GO): U2 snRNP; catalytic step 2 spliceosome; precatalytic spliceosome
Molecular function (GO): RNA binding
Source: RefSeq, a predicted model, not a curated record